AUGUUGAAGAAGAAUGCGUCUUUAUCAAAGUUAUUGAGCAUGGAUCUUGAUCCAGACCUUCAGAGCCCAUCUGAUAUAUCAGAAGAUGUGAAUGCUGAAGAAGAAAGAAGACUUCUUGAGCAAUUAAAACAACAAGAUCACCUAAAUAAUCGCGAAAGACAAAUGUUAAGGCUUAAAAACAAUUCACUAACAGAUGAAAACUUCAGACUUAGAAGUAUGCUUGAAGCGCACGGUAUUGAUCCGAAUGGAAGAGCAAUGAUUAAGAUAAGAAUGGCCCCGUCAUUCAGGGAAACUGAUUCUGAGCCAGAAUUAGGAAAUAAUGAGUUUUCGGAUAAAUCAGACGAUUCUUGUAUAUCAUUACCACCUCCAAUUACAAAAUUCGAACCAUAUCCACGAAAUAGGUUAUCUAUUCCGGUUUCUAUUUUUGAAAGAGAGCAAAAUGAUACAUUUACUGCAGAAAUUCAGACAGAGCCAUAUCAAAUCGACUUCGAACACAUGGGAUCUUCAGUUGAACUGUCAUCAUCUACAUCAGGAUUUACAUUUGAGGAUAGUUCAACACCUUCCAAAGUUACCCCUACUAAAUCUUCACAAAGAAGUUCAAAAUCAAGCUAUUCAUCAGCAAAACAGAAUGUCUCUGAUUCAACAUUCAAUUUAUCAUCAAGCUCUGCAAAUUCAACUCCAGUUUCGUUUAAAUCAUCAAUUUCAACUAAAUCCUCACAUCAUUCUAGCAAAUCUAAUAAAUCUAGUUCAUUUAAUAUCUCUUCUAGUUCAGAAUUGCGUUCUUCGUCCUCAAAAAGAAAUAAUUCCACUACAAAAUCUUCAUCUUUUGGAACUCCAGUUUCAAAGCCAUCAUACAAUGAUUCAUUAUCAGACAUUUCAUCUUCUCCUAUUAUUACAUCAUCUAGGUCAUCAAAGAGCUCUAAAUCAUCACUCGAUUCUGAUCAAAAAUCUACAAAAUCAAGCAUUACAUUUAACAGCUCAAUUGAUCAACCAAAGAAGAAAUCUGAAUCUUCUUAUUCAUCUUUAUUGACUCCUUCAAAAGAAUCCCAGAGUUUUGAUUCAUCAAAUGAAAUCAAAACUAAAGAAUUUAAUACGAAAUCUAAUUCUUCUUCUUCUUUCUUAGAUACAACACAAGAUUCUUCAUUACCCAAAAAGACAUCCUCAUUCUUAGAAACAUCUAAACAAGAAAAUGAUUCGUUAUUAUCUCUUGAAUCUUUUCGUGAAUCAAUUAGUCAGAUGAAGAAACCAAUUAAGUCAUUCAUGAAGAAGAAAGAAUCAAUUGAAUCUGAUUCAGAAUACGAAUCAGAACCAAGUUGGAUGAAAACAAGUAGUGGAGAUGAAGAAUCAGAAGAAACUCCAGUCAAGAAAUCUGAAACUGUUGUCUCAUUAUCAUCUGAUUCUGAUUCAGACUUUUUGUCGUCAAUGAGUAAAUCAUCGCAUAAAAAAGCUAUCAGAACAAAAGUUGUAAAAGCUGAUAGUGAAUCUGAUGAAAGUUGCAGUGAAUCUCAUUCAACUUAUUAUUCUGACUCUGAUGUUUCAUCUGAUUAUGAUUCCGAAAGUGAGGAAAAUAUCAAAACUCGUAAGAAAUCAAAGAAAAACUCAAUUUCUGAAUCUUUGUCUUCUUAUUCAAGUGAUGAUUUUGAAGUUAACAGUAAGAAGAACAAUAUUAAUGAGUACUUAAAACAUGAAACAAAGAGACUCCCUGUUCAACAAUCUUCUUCUUCUUCUGAUUCUGAAUUCUCAACAUCAGAAUUAUUAAGUGAUGAUGAUGACGAAAAAGAAAUUCAAAUGAAAAAUAAGAAGUGCAAGAAAUCUGAUGCUAAAAAAUCAAAGAAAGAAAAGAUUCAGCCAAAGAAGAUUAAAGCUGAAAAUCAGGAAGACAAUGAAAUCGAUAUUAUUGAUUAUAUCGAAAAGAAACGCGAAACAUCAAAGAAGAUUCUUGAUAACUUCGAAUUUUUUGUUGCAAUUAAAUUCGAAGAAAUGGAUAGAAUUCUUAAUUAUGUAAAUUCAAAGCCAAACACGCCAAAACAAGAAACUCUAAAGGAUAAAAUGGCUCUGAUAAGAGAUUCUUUGAAAGAUGAUGUAAAUAAGAAAAAGAUUUUAAAUUACAUCAAAAAAUACCAAAUAGAUUUUCUCAAGAAAUGUAAAAACUUCCAAAAGGCUGAUGCACUUUGGAUGAUCGAACGUGCUAAAAAGCAAAUUGAAAUCUCUGUUUAA
Messenger RNA from Trichomonas vaginalis G3, 2217 nucleotides. RefSeq lists its product as uncharacterized. The record is from RefSeq and is a predicted model, not a curated record. Bases 1 to 2217 code for a protein of 738 amino acids. Lineage: Eukaryota; Parabasalia; Trichomonadida; Trichomonadidae. The transcript has a single exon.